Alligator sinensis (Chinese alligator) is the source of this 1770-nucleotide messenger RNA. It is a transcript of the gene CUNH15orf40, whose product is annotated as chromosome unknown C15orf40 homolog. Gene Ontology annotation, cellular component: cytoplasm. The coding region runs from base 444 to 764 and encodes 106 amino acids. Lineage: Eukaryota; Metazoa; Chordata; Crocodylia; Alligatoridae. The transcript is spliced from 3 exons. The record is from RefSeq and is a predicted model, not a curated record.
CCUGGGCUAGAGGUGAUGUAGGCCAAAGCUAGGAGGGCUGAACCCAGUGCCGUGCAAAACAGCACGCCAGAUCAUUACUGGGGAAUUUAAAGUGCCACGCAAUGUGUGGUGCACCGAAUCUUUUGCCAUGGUUUUGAGAGGAAAAGAAGGUGAGAGAGAGAGAAAGAGGAAGAGAGGGUGAGAGUGUGUUGGGGUACUCGUGUCCCCCUGCCUGUGUCUCGCGUACCUCCAGGGGUACACGUACCACAGGUUGAGAAACUGCUUUACAGGAUGGUGGUCCAGCGGGUAUCUGAUAAUGUAGUGUGGAUUUGACUAUUGGUAAUGGAUACUAGCGCAUUGUCACAAUACAGGUUAUGAUCAUCAGAAUGAGCUGUAUAAAAAAACAACCACAUUGCCAUUCAGAUUGUCUUCUCAAAUUGUCAUAGGAUCGAUUGACUUUUAUAAUGAAGAAGGAUGGAAAGGAAAAGAAGUGUUGGGUCCUGAUGUUAAGGGCCCACUCUUCCCAGAAGGCACAUGCAUUUGAGGAGCUAACUAGUCUUGCUGAUGUGACAUCUGAGGCAGUAGGUGUAGCUAUUGCUGCUCCUCCAUCAGAAGGGGAGGCAAAUGCAGAGCUGUGUCGCUACCUCUCCAAGGUUCUAGAGGUGAAGAAGAGUGCAGUUGUUUUAGAUAAGGGUGCUAAAUCACGUGAAAAAGUGGUGAAGAUCUUGGUAUCAAUGACGCCAGAUGAGGUUUUAGAGAAACUGAAAAAAGAAGCUUCCAGCUGACCUAAACAAAAUCAGGAAAUGGAACUUUGUGUUUUGGUAAACCAUUUUUUUACUAGAAAAAGGGGGGACACUUUUAAAUAAGAGAUCAUGCAGAAACAGGCUGUGGGUAACUUAGGACAAACAGACUCCAAUAUCUACAAUACACAGACUCUCCUGGUGAUACAUAUUAAAACGGUUUUUGCCAUUCUGUUCUGUACUGAAAGCUUUCUUUGAAAUAAUCCUACAAAAGACCUGAAGCUUGUACUCAUUUGCAGCAAGACCCAUUCUUGGCUGACACAGUGCAGCCUGGCUCUUUUGGGGCUUACUUUUUCAGUUAGUUUCAUAAUAAUGCCCUACAUGUGCAUCUAGUCUUGUUGUUUAGAUCUUCAACAACUGAGAAGAUCUUUGUUCUCCAGAAGCCACAAUCUGCCUGUAGCUGAAACAAUAAUUUUGGGACUCUCCUGAAAUUAGUGGUGUGUUUCUGGUAUUGAGGCACCGUCUGCUCAUGUCACCUGGGUAUUUUUCCCCCCUUGGAAAUACUCCUAUCAUUGAGACUUGCCCACUUUUCCUCAUCCCUAAACAGUUUAGUUUUGAUUUUGAAUGCAGGUGUAAUUAUUCGUUUAAAAAACAUAGAAGGCUAAAUUGACAGGCCUUGGAAUAAUGUCAAGAGAAAUGUCAGGGAAGAAUCUAGAUGUCAAAGAAUGCUUAGGGUCCAUUCUACCCUUACUGUACCUCUGCAAAUACAAAAUAAUAACUUUGAAGAGGAUUGAUGCUGGUUAGCUGGACAUGGAAUUCUCUCUCAAAUAAGUAACACAAAAAUCAAGACCUGCAACAAGAAUUUGACCUGGUAUAAUGUAAGUGGCAUUGCCAUAAGUAGUGGCACCAGCUAUGUUUUUUGCCUUGUGGUUGUCAUUGCGUAGAUUUUUGUCAGUUAACUUGGUCUCUGCAGUUUCCUGUUACUGUAAUGUAAAAUAAACUGGUUUUAUAAUUGUAAUGUCUAAAAUAAAAUGAACUGGUAUAAAAAGUC